Molecule: messenger RNA, 1612 nt
Organism: Arabidopsis lyrata subsp. lyrata
Lineage: Eukaryota; Viridiplantae; Streptophyta; Magnoliopsida; Brassicales; Brassicaceae
Product: fumarylacetoacetase
Exons: 15
Coding region: 153-1418 (421 amino acids)
Biological process (GO): L-tyrosine catabolic process; homogentisate catabolic process; L-phenylalanine catabolic process
Molecular function (GO): fumarylacetoacetase activity
Source: RefSeq, a predicted model, not a curated record
UCAUCUCAAAAACGGCAUCUUAAGAAAAAAAAUCUAUACCUACCACUUCGAACUAACUCUUCUCUAUCGCAACUAGAAAUUGGGGAUUAGCUUGGGAAACUUCGCCGGAGAUUCAUACGUCGUCGUUUUUGGUCCCUUUAUCUCGUCCGUCCAUGGCGUUGCUGAAGUCCUUUAUCGAUGUUGGCUCAGACUCACACUUCCCUAUCCAGAAUCUCCCUUAUGGUGUCUUCAAACCGGAAUCGAACUCAACUCCUCGUCCUGCCGUCGCUAUCGGCGAUUUGGUUCUGGACCUCUCCGCUAUCUCCCAAGCUGGACUUUUCGAUGGUCCGAUCCUUAAGGACGCCGAUUGCUUCCUUCAGCCUAAUUUGAAUAAGUUCUUGGCUAUGGGACGGCCUGCGUGGAAGGAAGCGCGUUCUACGCUUCAAAGAAUAUUGUCAUCUAAUGAACCUAUCUUGCGAGACAAUGAUGUUUUGAGGAGAAAGUCAUUCUAUGAGAUGAGUAAAGUGGAAAUGAUUGUUCCUAUGGUCAUUGGGGACUAUACAGACUUCUUUGCAUCUAUGCAUCACGCGAAGAACUGUGGGCUUAUGUUUCGUGGGCCUGAGAAUGCGAUAAACCCAAAUUGGUUUCGUCUUCCCAUUGCAUAUCAUGGACGGGCAUCAUCUAUUGUCAUCUCUGGGACCGACAUUAUUCGACCAAGAGGUCAGGGCCAUCCACAAGGAAACUCUGAACCAUAUUUUGGUCCUUCGAAGAAACUUGAUUUUGAGCUUGAGAUGGCUGCUGUGGUUGGUCCAGGAAAUGAAUUGGGAAAGCCUAUUGACGUGAAUAAUGCAGCCGAUCAUAUAUUUGGUCUAGUACUGAUGAAUGACUGGAGUGCUAGGGAUAUUCAGGCGUGGGAGUAUGUACCUCUUGGUCCUUUCCUGGGGAAGAGUUUUGGGACUACGGUAUCCCCUUGGAUUGUUACCUUGGAUGCGCUUGAGCCUUUCGGUUGUCAAGCUCCCAAGCAGGAUCCACCUCCAUUGCCAUAUUUGGCUGAGAAAGAAUCUGUAAAUUAUGAUAUCUCCUUGGAGGUUCAACUUAAACCUUCUGGGAAAGAUGAUUCUUGUGUAAUAACAAAGAGCAACUUCCAAAACUUAUAUUGGACCAUAACGCAGCAGUUAGCACACCAUACCGUGAACGGUUGCAAUUUGAGGCCUGGUGAUCUCCUUGGCACCGGAACCAUAAGCGGACCGGAGCCAGAUUCAUAUGGGUGCCUUCUUGAGUUGACUUGGAAUGGACAGAAACCUCUAUCACUCAACGGAACAACUCAGACGUUUCUCCAAGACGGAGACCAAGUCACCUUCUCAGGUGUAUGCAAGGGAGAUGGUUACAGUGUCGGGUUUGGAACAUGCACAGGGAAAAUUGUUCCUUCGCCGCCUUGAUCAGCUCUCGCCGGAGAUUUCUAUAAUCACGAUUAUCAUGAUUAAGCACUUGUGGUAUGGAUAUGAUUAAGUAGAUAACCCCAUCGGAUUCAUAAUAAAAACAUCUCGAUAUUGGCGUAAUAUGUUAUUGAAUCUUUUAUAAAGAAAGACAACGGAAUAUUAAUAACUUUCAAUAUGAAAGCGAUAUUCAUCGA